AUACUGCGUCAAACGGAGAAACGGAGUUACCAGGCCAGUUUUCAAGGAGUCUUGGAAAAAUCGAGAAUCGUAAACCGUCAGAAAUGUUGUAAACAAAGUCAGAAAGGUGAAGAGAAUACGGAAUUCUUUUCAAUUCGAAAAAGGCAUCGCAUUGGGCUUCUAUACAUAUAGCGGCGGCAGCUUUUUAUUAAUAAAAACAAUGUCCUACUACUACAAAGGUUUCGGAUUCUCAUACGAUAGGCAUAGUAAUGUCAAGGUUUAUACGGACGGUGCCUGCUAUGCAAAUGGGACUGAUUAUGCUAAAGCUGGAAUAGGCGUUUUCUUUGGCAACGAUCAUCCAUUAAAUGUCUCCCAACCUGCAUCAGGCAGACAGACCAACACCGUCGCUGAGGUCCAAGCAGUGACUAUUGCUGCUUAUCAGGCACGAAAAGCAGGCAUAAAAAAAUUAAGAAUUUAUACCGAUUCAAAGUUUGUGUACAAUUCUAAAACAAUGUGGAUAGAUAAGUGGAAAAGUAAUGGAUGGAUCACGGCCAGGGGAACCAGUGUGGCUAAUAGAUCGGAUUUAGAGAAAAUGGAAGAUGCUUUAAACUCAUUCGAGUUCAUUUAUUGGAUACUUGUUAACAAUCAAAACGGCAGUCAUGGAAAUGAAAUGGCGGAAAAACUGGCCAGAGCUGUCGUCGAUGAAUUUAAUAUUUCGGAUUCGUCUGAUGAUUAUUCUACGAGCGAUGAGUACGAUGACUCGUAUACGAGUUCGAGCAGUAAUUAAAUUAUUGUUAAGGUAAAUUCAAAAUGGUUUUAGAAAUACCAUAUGUGUAUUUUAAUCUUUUGAAAAAUCAUCAUUCUUCGUAAUAUAUUCUUGAAUUCAAAGUUUAUAAUGUGAAGGGUUUAAAAUUACCUGCAAUUUUGUACUUUUUACUAUGUUUGUAUUUUCUUCAGUUUCCUGUGAUAAAUUUAAAAUUGUAGAAUAAAAGAUAUUCAGCUGUACCAUUUUAAGAGCUUUAUAACGAUUGCUCCAAUUACUAAAUGUGAUUAUUUCUGUAAGAAUAACUAUGUGUAAAGUAUUUUAAAUAAUGUUAAUGCUUAAUAUUCCAAAUAAUAUUCUUCUAGAUUUUUUAUAUUAUUUUUGUAUAUUAUCCUUUUUAUUUUAUUUUACAUUACUUCUAUCAAUUUAGAAAUGGCUUCAAUUAUUUAAAUUUUCAUGAUUGUGACUCUAAAUUGCUAAAAUAAAAUAAAUUUUGUAGAAAUUGUUGAUGUAAGUUGCUGGCGUUAGGGUCAGAUGAUUUGAAACUAAUUAAGUUGCUUCAAACGUUUCGGCACACAAGCGUGGCCCUUAUUAAUGAGUUUUAUUAGAUCUUGUAAGAAUUUGUAUCAAAUUUGUGGCAUAAUAACAAACUUUUUCCUCCUCAGAAGAUAAAAGCAAGAUAGUAACGUCAAUGUUCACUGAAAACUGAGUGAAAACUGAAGAAAAUAUGGGAAUAUAUACUGCAUAAUAUGGACAAAAUAAAAUAAAUUGCUUUGAAUUUUGCAA
Molecule: messenger RNA, 1528 nt
Organism: Belonocnema kinseyi
Lineage: Eukaryota; Metazoa; Arthropoda; Insecta; Hymenoptera; Cynipidae
Product: ribonuclease H1-like
Exons: 4
Coding region: 200-766 (188 amino acids)
Biological process (GO): DNA replication, removal of RNA primer
Molecular function (GO): nucleic acid binding; RNA-DNA hybrid ribonuclease activity
Source: RefSeq, a predicted model, not a curated record